AUGGCCAUUCCGGGAUUUGAGGCGUGCACCCAGCAACGACACGUGCCCGCCCGGGACCUCGUGUAUGUACGGCCGGUGCGCGGAGCCGUGCUCGGCGAUACGGUGCCCGCCAGGGAAGGUCUGCCGAGCCGAGGGCGCGGCGCCGAGUGCGUGUGCCCCGCGGGCCUCGCCGGAGACGACUGUGACCAGAUAUCCUCUGGCGGUUGCUCUGUCGACACCUCGUGCCCGCCCGACCAGGCUUGCAUCUCGGGCACGUGCCUUGACCCGUGCCUGGUGAAGAACCCGUGCGCCGCGGACGCCCUGUGCACGGUGGCGCAGCACAGCCCCGUCUGCACGUGUCCGCCGGGCCAGUUCGGGGACCCCUACGUCGUCUGUGGACUCACUGUCGGGUGCCGCGACAACAGCGCCUGCCCGCCCACCCAGGCCUGCAUCAACAACCAGUGCCAGGACCCGUGUCGCUGCGGCCGCAACGCCGUGUGCGAGGUCACGCAGCAUCGUGCCACGUGCCGAUGCCCACCUGGGUACCAGGGCGACCCCCUCAGGAACUGCCAAGUGCCCAUCAACCCCUGCGACUCCGACCCGUGCGGCGAGGGCGCCCUCUGCGAGCUCGACAACGGCAACCCCAUCUGCGUGUGCCCGAAAGUUCCUGAGGGCAAGGACUGCGAGCCGAACCCGUGCGGCCCCAACUCGGGCUGCCGCGUGGUGGGCGGCGCCCCGGUCUGCUUCUGCCUGCCGGAGUUCAUCGGCAACCCCCCAAGCGUGGCGUGCAGCCCCCCCUCCAACCCGUGCUCCCCCUCCCCGUGCGGCCCCAACACCGAGUGCAACAUGGUGAACGGCUUCCACCGCUGCACGUGCCGCCCCGGCUACGUGGGCAACCCCAACACCAUCCGGGGCUGCGAGCCGCCUGUCAACCCCUGCGUGCCGUCCCCGUGCGGCCAGGGCGCCCUCUGCGACCCCAACAGGAAGUCCUUCUGCUACUGCCGCCCCGGCCUCAUCGGCGACCCCUACACCGGCUGCAGAGUGCCGCCCCCCAGCUGCGGCCCCGGCGUGUGCGGCCAGAAUGCCGAGUGCUACGUCCGCGGCGAUAAGCUGCAGUGCCGCUGCCUCGAGGGCUACCGAGGCGACCCGAAGGUGCAGUGCGAGGCGCAGCCCGACAACCCGUGCGAGCCCUCCCCGUGCGGGCCCAACGCGCAGUGCUCGGUGGCGACCGGCAACUACCCCGUCUGCGCCUGCUUCCCCGGCUUCUUCGGCGAUGCCGACUCGUUCCAGGGCUGCAAGCCGGAGUGCGUCGUCGACACGGACUGCAGCGACGACCUGGCGUGCAUCAGCACCAAGUGCGUGGACCCGUGCCCGGGCGCCUGCGGCAUCAACUCGCUCUGCGAGGUCAACACCCACCGCCCGGUCUGCUUCUGCCCCGCCGGCUUCAUGGGCAACCCCUACAUCCGGUGCGAGGAGAAGUCGGAGCCCAUCCCGCCCAAGGAGGAGCCGGGCCAGUCGGCCGUGUGCUCGUGCAUCGGCGACUACAUCGGCGACCCGAAGGACAGGUGCCGGCCGCAGUGCGUCACCAACGCCGACUGCGCCGACGACAAGGCCUGCAUCGACCAGAAGUGCCGCGACCCGUGCCCGGGGCUCUGCGGGGUCAACGCCGAGUGCGAGGUCGUGAACCACAACCCCAUCUGCUUCUGCCCCAAGGACCUCACCGGAGACCCCUUCAGGUUCUGUGUGGAGAAACCGCCGCCCCGCGCCCGGCCCCGUGCCAGCCGAACCCGUGCGGGCCAACUCCGAGUGCCGCCGAGUGCGGACGACAAGCCCAUCUGCUCGUGCCUGCCCAACUUCUUCGGCUCGCCGUGCCGCCCCGAGUGCACCAUCAACCCCGACUGCCCGAUGACCCUCGCCUGCAUCAACUACAAGUGCGUGGACCCUUGCCAGGGCUCCUGCGGCAUCAACGCGAAGUGCUCCGUGGUCGCGCACAACCCCGUGUGCAGGUGCCCCGACGGCCUCACCGGAGACCCCUUCAGCCGCUGCUUCGAGAAAGAUUUUCAGGUUUUACAGAUUUCUUGA
Messenger RNA from Penaeus vannamei (Pacific white shrimp), 2061 nucleotides. Lineage: Eukaryota; Metazoa; Arthropoda; Malacostraca; Decapoda; Penaeidae. The record is from RefSeq and is a predicted model, not a curated record.